ACAGUGCAAUAUCCAGAAAAGAGGGGAGAAAAAGUAGUAGUGGUUUUGCUCACAGUGCUACAGACUGAAUGUAGAGGAAAGUGUCUGUUUUAUGUGUGUUUGGAGAAUGAGUAGGAUAAAGUCCAUCUAACAUAGAACUCUGGAGACUCAUUAAUGAAUAAACCUGCAUGCGGAUAUUCUGCGACCGCUGUCUGCUCAUUGGAGUUGAGAUCUUUUAGGAUGGGCAGGUGGAGUCCUACUGAAUUGUCAACCCUUGAUCUUGACCCACAGAGGCCUCAUAAGCGACUGUCCUCUCAAGUGUGAAACAGUUAUAGUUAUUAGACUUUCACUGCCGGUGGCAGGAUGCUGAAAUAUCUGCUGUUUGGGGUGGGUGGAGUGGUAGUAUUUGCGGUGGGUAUUCUCAUCGGACACUUUGGCAUCGAGACAAACAACUCUCCUGACUGGGUCAGCAAACUCUCCAAAGAUGUGGACGAAAGUCUUAUCGAGAAGUUCAUUGCUGAAGUGAGCAACUUGGAGAUUCAGGAGAAUCUCAGAGAGCUGACCAAAGUCCCUCACAUGGCCACUACUGCAGGAGAUGAGCAGACAGUGCAGUACAUGCUGACAAGAUGGCAGGACUCUGUGAGUGGCCUGGACCAAGCCUGGAGAGAGGACUACAAGGUCUAUCUGUCUUUCCCAGAUGAAACCCAACCCAAUAAAGUGACUGUAGUCAGUGCCUCAAAUGCUGUCCAGUACACGGCCCGUGAAAAGGAAAAGGCCUAUACACCAGACCAAGAAGAUCCAGCGGUGGUUCAGCCAUAUGCAGCCUAUGGGCCUGCUGGCCACCCAAAGGGGAAGCUCGUAUAUGCCAAUCAAGGUAAAACCAGUGAUUAUGAGCACCUGAACAAGACAGUGGACCUUCGCGAUACAAUAGCCAUUGUCAGAUACGGUGGUGCAGGAAGAGCAGCAAAGGCAAUCAAUGCUGCACCGUUUGGAGUCAUCGGCGUGUUGGUCUACACAGACCCUGGUGACAUCAAUGACGGCAAGAUGUCGGACAUAAAUGAGACAUACCCUCACUCGUGGUACCUCCCUCCUUCUGGUGUGGAGAGAGGAUCCUUCAACACAGACUUUGGCGAUUUACUGACACCCUACUUAGCAGCUAAAGAGGACACCUACAGAAUUCCACCAGAAGACAUAACAGGCAUUCCUCCUAUCCCAACUCAGCCUAUCGGUUUUGAGGAUGCUUAUGCUUUAAUCUGUGAACUGGGUGGGGAAGCAUCUCCAACUGAAUGGAGAGGAGCAUUCAACUGUUCGUACAACAUGGGAGGGCCAGGAUUUCAAGCUUCGUCUAAAUUCAGUAACAGUGAUGUAAAGCUGGAUAUCUACAACCGAGAGGAGAUAAAGAACUCCGCUAAUGUGAUGGGUGUAAUACGAGGGAGUGUGGAGCCAGACAGGUAUGUCAUCUAUGGUAACCAUAGAGACAGCUGGGUGCAUGGAGCCAUAGACCCCAGCAGUGGCACCUCCGUCAUGUUGGAGAUCACCAGAGUACUGGGCAAGAUGGUGAAGGAAGGCAAAUGGAGGCCUCGUCGGUCCAUCAUCUUUGGGAGCUGGGGAGCCGAGGAGUUUGGCCUCAUUGGCUCAGCAGAGUAUACAGAGGAGUACUACAGCAAGCUAUUCCAGCGCACUGUUGCCUACAUUAAUGUGGACAUCUCUGUAUUUGCAAAUGCCACUCUCCGUGCCUUGGGCUCCCCCUCAGCCCAAAGCGUUAUCUUCACUGCCUCAAAGCAGGUAAAAACUCCUGGAUCUGACUCAAUAUCGGUGUACGAUAACUGGAUUCGCUAUUUCAACCGCAGCAGUCCCACUUACGGAAUUAUACCGAGUGUUGGAUACCUGACAGGGGCAGGAAGUGACUACGCUGCCUUCAUGCAUUUUCUGGGUAUUACCUCAAUGGACUUUGCCUACACCUAUGAUAGGAGUAAAACUAACGCCCGCAUCUACCCAGCCUAUCACACUGCAUAUGACACCUUUAACUACUCAGCUACUUACAUCGAUCCAGGUUUCACCAGCCACCAGACAGUCGCCAGGACCGCAGGGAAUGUUCUGUUGCGUCUAGCCGAUAGCCUUGUGCUGCCCUUCAACUGCCGCGACUACGCUGAAAGUUUGGAGGGUUACCUUAGUGUGGCCGUGACAAACUUCAAGGACGAGUUAGCUGCGCAUCAGAUUUCCAUUGAGCCACUGAGCCAAGCUGUAAAAAGGUUCCGCACCGCAGCUGACAAGCUGAACAGUGUCAUCCAAGACCUUGAUCUUUCAAAAGUGACGCCUCUUGAUGUUCGUAAGAUCAACGAUCAACUGAUGCUCCUGGAUCGAGCUUUCCUGGAUCCUCUGGCAUUUCCUGACAAAUAUGGAUUUAGGCACGUGAUCUGGGCUUCAAAAUCCUCAGGAUUAGCCACCUUCCCUGGCCUCGCAGAUGCCUUUGAGCGUGCCCAGAGCACGAGCCUAGCGGCCGACUGGAGUCAGGCCCAUAAGCACCUGUCCAUCCUGGUGCAGGCUAUUGCAGGGGCCGCCAGCACUAUAGAGGAUGUCAUCUAAGGCUCAAUUCAUACCAAAGAUUCCCAACGUGACGAGACCGAGUUCCGGCGGUGUGAAUUAAAUGUUGCUCGUAGUUGCAAGCCGUCGCAGAGCAUUCAACAUGUUUAGUCGCAGCUGUAAGGUUUUAGAACGUCGCGGCUCCUCUCGUCUCGUCGGGAAACUUUGGUCUGAACCCUACUUAAGAAUGCUACAUGAUGUCUAGUCCUCUUUUUUACCGAGCGGGGCGCGCAUGGAACUCCUUCUGUGAAGCAGGAGGUCACCACUACUCCAGCUGAGAGGGAUUGUUAAAGUUUGAUUAAA
Sardina pilchardus (European sardine) is the source of this 2865-nucleotide messenger RNA. RefSeq names its product N-acetylated alpha-linked acidic dipeptidase like 1 (gene naaladl1). The record is from RefSeq and is a predicted model, not a curated record. NCBI's taxonomy places the organism in Eukaryota, Metazoa, Chordata, Actinopteri, Clupeiformes, Clupeidae. The transcript is spliced from 19 exons. The coding region runs from base 343 to 2565 and encodes 740 amino acids. Gene Ontology annotation, molecular function: carboxypeptidase activity.